UUUUGAUGUCUGUUGUUAACAUGAAAGAAUACCCCACUUCUACUUUUCUUUUUGCACAAAUGCAGUUUAGGUGUAUCGCUCCUUCCAUGAUUAGUUUGAGCAUGUUGAUCAAUUAUUUUUGUCGUUUGGGUCAAAUGAACUCUGCUUUCUCUGCAUUGGCCAAGAUUAUCAAUAUGGGUCAUGAAUUGAAUGUUAUAACACUUACCACACUCAUCAGAGGGUUCUGUAUAAACGGAAAGUUUAGGGAAGCCCUACGGUUUCAUGACAAACUAAUAUCUCUAGGUUUUCAGCUUGAUGAGGUUAGUUAUGGGAUCUUAAUUAGUAGUCUAUGUAAAAUGGGGCAAGCAAGAGCCGCCAUGGAGCUUUUGCAAAAGCUAGAGAGUUAUACAGUUAAGCCUAACAUAGUAAUGUACAGAACAAUUAUCGAUGGAUUGCGUAAAGAUGGUCUUGUAAAUGAGGCACAAAAUUUGUUCUCAGAGAUGAUUUCUCAAGGAAUUUAUCCUGAUAUUGUCUCAUACAAUUCUCUGAUGCAUGGUUUGUGUUGCACUGGUCGUUUAAAAGAAGCAACUCAAUUGUUGAAUGAUAUGGUUGUUAUAGACAUUAACCCAGAUGUAUGUAUCUAUAACAUUCUAGUCGAUGCAUUAUGUAAAGAAUGAAGAAUAAAAAAAGCCAAACAAGUGUUUGAUAUGUUGAUGGACAGAGGAAUCAAGCCUGAUGUAGUCACAUACAAUGCAUUAAUAUAUGGAUACAUUUUAAUUGGCAAAGUGGAUGAAACAGCAAGUUUAUUUGGUGAUAUGAAGAAAAUUGGUCUGGCUCCUUGUGUCUGGAGUUAUAGUAUUAUGAUAAAUGGAUAUUGUAAACACAAAAGAUUGGAUGAAGCUGUAACACUCUUUAAAAAGAUGCCCCAGAGAAAUUUGGUUCCAAGUACUGUAACAUAUAAUUCUCUUAGGUAGCGUUUGUUUUGAAGUACUGGGACAGAGACUGGGAGACUGAGACACAGUAUCAUGUUUGUUGGCUCAAAGACUGGUGCUAAAAUUUCUGUCUCUGUCCCUAAAAUUUCAGUAUUUCAGUACCUCCAAAAAGUAAGGACACAAGAGACUGAAAUUUUUAGAGACGGAGACUGAAAUUUUAAUAACAUUUUAUACCUAAAAUACCUUCAUUUCAAUUAAUUAAUUUCAAUUUUAUCCUUUUUGCAAAUUAAAUUAGAGUUUUAUUCUUGUUUCAAUUUCUGUCUCUCACUUUGCACCAAACAGAAUACUGAAAUUUAUUUCGGUCUCUGUCUCCUAAUCUCUGUCUCUCAAUCUCAGUCUUUCAGUCUCUGUCUCUCUACCAAACGCUACCUUAUUGAUGGCUUUUGCAAAUCAGGGAGAAUACCUGAUGUGCAAAAUUUUAUUGAGGAUAUGUAUGCUAGAGGCCAGCUCCCAAAUAUUAUUACUUACAAUAUCUUGUUAGACAAUUUGUGUAAAGGUAGUCAUCUUGAU
Messenger RNA from Arachis duranensis, 1481 nucleotides. Its product is annotated as pentatricopeptide repeat-containing protein At1g12775, mitochondrial-like. The coding region runs from base 6 to 656 and encodes 216 amino acids. Lineage: Eukaryota; Viridiplantae; Streptophyta; Magnoliopsida; Fabales; Fabaceae. The record is from RefSeq and is a predicted model, not a curated record. The transcript has a single exon. Gene Ontology annotation, molecular function: protein binding.